AUGGAUUUGCAUAAACUUAAGAGCAAGUCGGCUCCUGGACCAGACGGGAUUCAGAACAAGCUUUUGAAGAAUCUGGACGAGGGGUCAAUCAAGUACCUUACCCGGGAGGUUAACGCUAUGUGGAGAGACGGGGUGGUUCCGGAGCAGUGGAAGACAGCUCUCACGGUGCUAAUUCCCAAGGCUGGCCAGGUAGCCGAGCAUGCGGUGCUUAGUCAGCUUACAAGGUACCUUGAGGAGAACCAGGUCUACCCCCACCCCCACACUGUGAUUGGAUUCGAGCCGGGCUGUCGACUCGAGACGCAAUGA
This is a messenger RNA of Dermacentor albipictus, 306 nucleotides long. The record is from RefSeq and is a predicted model, not a curated record. NCBI's taxonomy places the organism in Eukaryota, Metazoa, Arthropoda, Arachnida, Ixodida, Ixodidae.